GUCACGUGAGAGACGCGUAUGUUGCACGGACCAGAUCGCGUAAUGCUGGCUCCCCUUGAAACUCAACAAGCACAUGCACAGGUCCUCGCCACCAUGCCCGACUCUUGACUCUCCGCCGCACCGAUGUCUUCUCGUCACAGCCGAUCGGGGGCCCGGCCAACACCUAGCCGUUCCUCCAUAGUUUCCUUGCAAACAUCCCCACGCCGCCCCGCAGUCGAAGAGGAAUUACCACCGUAUCGGAAGCCAUCCCACCCACUAAACGAACAGGCAUUAACCAAGCUGCGCGCUCUGAAUGGCCCUUCAGUAACUCAGCUGAAGGACCACAAUAAGAAAGCCGCCGAUCGGGUCACAAACGCAGCCGCUCUCGUUCUGGACACUUUGUUUGAGCGGCAAGCAGCUGUGGCUAAGAAGCGCGCGAAGUGGGACAACAAUAUUGGCACGGGGAGUCGGGAGCAAGAUGAAGCACGACUUGCAGAAUUACAAGCGCAGGUCGACGAGUUCAGCAAGAAACUCGAAGAGAGCAUGAGAGCCAUCAUCGAUAACAGCGUCGCCGCACAGCGGAUCGAGGAAUCUCUUGCCUGGUUGCAGACGCACGCACCAGGACAACUCCAGCAAUAUACGACACGGGGUUCUCAGCAGCAGUCGCAACGGGCAUCACAGCGAGCUUCGGGGUCACAGGGGCGGCGCACACAAACCAGAGAUGACGAUGACGAGGAUAUGCAGGACGAGCAUGAGACUCAGGUAUCAAUGGGACCUACGCCCGGCCCUACGCCCCUGGAUGGGUCACGACCCACCCUUACUGGCGUGAGUGAGAUGUACACGGAACGUGUUGAGCGCGGGAAGAGAGACUACACUUCCAUGUCAUACGGCGGCCGUUACGCUAGGAACAAAGAGUACUCCACCUUCAAGAAGAUGGUACACGACGCGCAAUACAGGGACGAUCGCCCGCUUCCAAAUCCGGAAACGUGGUUUACCGAGACAGGCGAACCUGCUCUGGGAGUCACCGGUCGUGGGGAGGACCACGACGACGAUGAUAUUGUUAUGGAGCGUGCUACCAUCAGCAUAAAAUGCCCUUUGACAUUCCUGCCGUAUAAGGAUCCGUACACAAGCUCGAAGUGCCCUCAUACGUUCGAGCGGAAUGCAAUAAUGGAAAUGAUCAGGACGAGCAAUGUUAGGGUCGGAGGUGGAUCCGCAAAUACUGGAGAGAAGGCUGUGAAAUGCCCGGUGACCGGAUGCGAUCAGAUGCUGAGAAUGCAUGAUCUCAAUCACGAUCCGGUGCUUGCGCGCAGAAUCAAGCGCUUACAAGAAGACAAAGCCCGGGAAGCAGAGCAGAGCGACGAAGAAGAGGACAGGCAGGUAUCGGUCUCGCAGCAACCCACCCAAUCUGUCCAGCCGCGGAUUAAAGUUUCAUCGUCAUCGAGACUUCAGGUCCCUUCCGCCCAGGAGACGCCAAGGGGCUCGAUUGUUGAUGAUCUGGGUAGCUCUGGUGAAGAGGAUGAAUAGCCUUUCAUUCGGGUCGAUGUUUCGGAGGGGUUGCGAUGUAUCAAGGCCAACUCAAAGUUUGAGCUCUUGAUCGCUAGAUAUCCUGAAAGCCGCGAAGUGACAUUAGUCCACAGCUCAAGUGUUAGAUAGCUUAUGAGUCUACGAAUGCAUGAUUCGAAUCACACUGUCAGGAUUCAGACAAUCGAUGCUCGAUACGAAAGCAUAGCAUCGCUCGCACAACCAUAUUGUACGCAGGCAACUCUCUCAGAUCAUGUAGUGAAGCCCAACCUCGUAACUGGAAUCUCCCUCUCUCACCCGAGCCCUCCUCCUCGGUUUCGGCUAGGUUCGGGAUCUGUCUAGAAGUGCGUCUACCGCUCUUUCUUUUGAUCUCAGACUCGAAUUGUUUUGCCGUACGCGCCUCCCGCUGUCGCAGAUACCUCUCGGCCGCGGCGCGGAUGCGCUUAGGAUACCUGCGGCUCAAGCGCCGCAGCCUCACAUACAAGCUCCUAU
This is a messenger RNA of Paraphaeosphaeria sporulosa, 1992 nucleotides long. RefSeq lists its product as uncharacterized. Gene Ontology annotation, cellular component: Smc5-Smc6 complex; nucleus. Lineage: Eukaryota; Fungi; Ascomycota; Dothideomycetes; Pleosporales; Didymosphaeriaceae. The transcript is spliced from 2 exons. The coding region runs from base 124 to 1503 and encodes 459 amino acids. The record is from RefSeq and is a predicted model, not a curated record. Gene Ontology annotation, molecular function: zinc ion binding; SUMO ligase activity. Gene Ontology annotation, biological process: double-strand break repair via homologous recombination; protein sumoylation.